Tribolium castaneum (red flour beetle) is the source of this 3606-nucleotide messenger RNA. It is a transcript of the gene Cp190, whose product is annotated as Centrosomal protein 190kD. Gene Ontology annotation, biological process: regulation of transcription by RNA polymerase II. The transcript is spliced from 5 exons. NCBI's taxonomy places the organism in Eukaryota, Metazoa, Arthropoda, Insecta, Coleoptera, Tenebrionidae. Gene Ontology annotation, molecular function: DNA-binding transcription factor activity, RNA polymerase II-specific; protein binding. The record is from RefSeq and is a predicted model, not a curated record. Gene Ontology annotation, cellular component: nucleus. Bases 169 to 3489 code for a protein of 1106 amino acids.
GUUGAGUGUUAAUCAGUGGUUAGAUUCAAACGUCCCGCGUGUCACCAACCAACGGCCGCGCCACCUACGAAUACAAAGAAGUAGUAGCGUAUCGCCAAUAUGUUUAUGCGUCUGUAGAGAUGGAGCUAAUAUUUUCAAUAUAAGGAAAAGGGCCGGCUCGGGACUAGUAUGAGGUUAUAUCCGAAGAUGGGGGAGAACACCAAGCAAGUCCGGGUGGACAAUUGGGGCAUUUUUUUCCUGCAGCGGCUGCAAAUGUUCUUCAGCAAGACGGACUACUGCGACAUGACUCUACAGUUCGAGGGGAACGUGCAGCUGAAAGUGCACCGGCUUGUUAUGAACGCCUGCACGGAAUACUUCCAGUUUCUGGAGCAGACUUGUGCCCUUGAGGAGAACGUUAUCAUGAUGCCUUCGGAUCUGCAAGCCGAUGUGAUUGUGCCCAUUGUUAAUUUUAUGUACACGGGGAUGUUGGAGUUCCACUUGUCGAUCUUCGAUAGGUUGUAUAAAACGGCACAGCUUAUGAAUAUCACCAUUUUGACCAAGUUGUUGGAUGCACAGAAGCAUCCGGUGGCCUCGGCGGUCAAGAGUCUCAAGAAGAAGGCGCCGGACAGCCCCCUGUUCAAUGCACAAGUUAAAAAGCCAACUCCUAGGCCCUCCCCCCACGCGGACCUUCCGGCACCCCUCCCUGGCCGCAAACUCCCAGUUUGGAAACGCAAAACCCUCUCCACACCCUCCCACAGUUCCUCUCCUUUAUCAUACUCCGACACAAAAUGGUCCCCGUCCUCCGACCCCCUUUCCAUCCCUGAUAACACCCCCAAACCCACCAGAUUCGAGUGGCCUGAGGAUGAUCUCCCCCCACUAACUCUCAUGGACACAAGUUUCGAAGAUAUUUCCUACACCAGUAAACCGCUCCUGACUUUGGAGGAAGAUCACAGAGCCAGCACAUCAUUUGAUGACCUUAAACAAAUCCCCGACGCUAAUCGUUCUACUCCCAGUUCGAAGAAAUCAAGCGCUAGCUUGGACAUGGAAGAAAUGAAGAAUUAUGUCAAAGAACAGAAACUUCGUUCGGGGUUGAGUCAGGAUGAGGAGGCCGUGGAUGAUUUGGACGUGGAAGAGAGUGGCGUGAAGAGGAAAGCAGGGGAACAGAAGAAGGGAAUUGUGAAGAAAGUGAGAUUUGAUGAACAGGAGAAUAAGACUACGACGAUUAGUAUUGCGACUGAUGGGAAAGGUACAGGGGAAUUGAACCAUGAGAAGAUUGUGACGGAACUUUUGAAGAAAUAUCCACAGUUGGUCAAGAAGAAUAAGAAUAUCAGGUUGAAGAUUAUGGCGAAGAAUAAAGCCGGUUUAGAGCAAACCAAAGGGGAGAAUAUACAGAUACGGGGGCAGAAAUUGAAGAUGCAGGUCACCGACAUUCAAAAAACCGACCCCCCCAAGUCCCCCAAGCCCCACGACCCCCAACCCGACAACAAACCCCCAUGGAAAUGCGAUCGUUGCAGCACCGACGACGAAUCCGUCGAAUUCGUCCUCUACUACCUAUACAGAAAGCACAUGACCGACGUACAUAACGAAAAAUUCGACCCGAAACUGUGCAAAUACUGCGGCCAUCGAUGCAGCAAACACAACCUACUCAUGUACCACUUGCACACCAAACACGGCAUGAAACCGCCCCCCAACUACAACUUCCCCAAGUGCGACCAAUGUCCGUUCAUCGCCCUCAACACCCACCUACUGGCCAAACACAAACUCAAACACGACAAAAACGAAAUACAAUGUGUUGAGUGCAAACUGACAUUCACCUCGCAGGCGACGCUAACCAGUCACAUCCAAAUCACAGGACACACAGGCAAGACUAGCAAGAACAACUACGAUUGCCAGUAUUGUACCAAGAGAUAUCAGUCGGGAGUCAAUUUGUUCUCACACGUGCGACUACAGCACAGGAAUGAGGCGAUUCGGGACGGGAUUGUGAGCAUUGAAGAAGGGGAAGAUGUGGAGGAUUAUGAAGAAGAAGAGAACAAAGAUGAGUACAUUUUGCCGGAAAUUAUCACCGAUCCGACGGAAACACCCAAAAAAGUCAAUAUUUUAUCGAAUGUGAAGGUGCAAGAACGACACGAGACGCAACAACAACUCGCCCUGGAGCCGAGCUCCGAAGCAGAGGCCUUGAACAACGUCGCCACAGGAAUUGCCACCAGCUUAGGUCUGGUGGAUAUCGUGGUCAUAAACGAAAACCAGCAGUUCUUCAUCGACGACCAGCAGAAUUUCAACAACCAAACGGAACAGCCCGAGUUUAUUCUCCCAGAAUUGUCCCAAAAUCAAAACGAAGUUAUGACCCCGCAAGGGGUCCUAACCCAGUCAAUGCUCUCCUCAGGUGAUAUAACUUCAACUGAUGAGUUAGUUAUGGUUCUAACAGACCACGAUUAUGGCGAUAACCAGGAAGAGAUAACCAAUGAUAAUUCCAACAUUGUGGUUCUGUACAGCCACCCAGUCGAUGGGCAACAAGACCAGUUCAUAACCUCCCAAGGCAACAUCAUGGUUAAUUCACAAACCGGUCUCAUUGAAAUCAGAAAUGGGGCAACAAUUACAUCGACGGCGAGUCAAGUGGUCAUGAACCCGCCCGAAGCACAGAUCGAGUCAAUUGAAAUGAUCCAGAGGGAGAUUGAGAGCCACGGUGGCGAACUGAAGGAGGAAGAAAAACCAAUUGUUGAUGAAGAAAAGGAGAAAGAAGCUGUAGUUCCGCCAAAUGAUGCCCUCAUUGAAAGUUUAACACAAGGGAGCCAACUCGAGUUCACCUCACCUUUGACCAUUGAAGAGCCGGAAAAACCGGUUGAAGAACCGAAGGAGACCGAACAAGAAACAAGUGACAAAAAGGAGGAAGAAACGGAACAACCAGAACCUGCUGACAAACAAAAUGAACAGUUGGAGGUGAAUGAAGAAGAAAAGGGGGGGGAAGAAGAGGUUGCCAAAACGGACGACGUUAAGGAGGAAGAAGAAGAAGAAGAGAUUAGUAAAACUGACGAGAGUAAGGAGGAGGAGGAAGAAGAAUUGGGGAAAACUGACGACAGUAAGGGGGAAGAAGAGGGAGAGCGGGAUGUAGUCCCAGCCCCCACGCCAGAAAAAGGGGAGGAAGAGGUUGAGAAAAAUGAGACGGAGGAAACAGCAGUGCAACUGUUGGAAGAGACAAACACGGAAGCUUGUCCUAUGGAAAUAGAAGAGGAGAAAACAACGCACGAGGAAAAUAAUACAGUGGAGCAGGAGUUGUCACAAAGUGACACGUCCACUAGUCAGUUUAACGACGAAAAUUCCCAGUCUUCGCAAGAUUCGCAAAAUAAGGAUGUAGAAGCGACGAAAAUAUCCAUCUUGGACGAUUGGGAAGAUACUGAUUCGCAACAGUCCGAUAAUAAGGAAAAGGAAAAGGUUGCGGGGGAAACGGUACAUAAAUUGAUGGACGAUUGGGAGGAGGAGGAGGAAGAUGAUAAGAAAGAUAGUGAAGGAUGAAUUUGUAAAUAAGGAUUCACUAUAUUAUUAGAGGUCGUUUAUUUGUAGGAAUUGUCAAGCGUUUUAUCAGUUUACUAUACUUUAUAGUUUUAUUUACAAUAAAUAUAUUUAAAAGAA